Messenger RNA from Danio aesculapii, 2251 nucleotides. Its product is annotated as solute carrier organic anion transporter family member 1C1-like. The record is from RefSeq and is a predicted model, not a curated record. Gene Ontology annotation, molecular function: protein binding. Bases 64 to 2013 code for a protein of 649 amino acids. NCBI's taxonomy places the organism in Eukaryota, Metazoa, Chordata, Actinopteri, Cypriniformes, Danionidae. Gene Ontology annotation, cellular component: membrane. The transcript is spliced from 14 exons. Gene Ontology annotation, biological process: sodium-independent organic anion transport; transmembrane transport.
UUCCUUUUCAGAGUUGACUUUUUUCAUUGGUCUUUUCUCCUCUUUCCUGGCCAAUAGUUCAUCAUGGAAGCCAGCACAAAUGGGAUGGAAUAUUCAGGCAGAAAUCAGAAAACCUUCAAAACAAAUGCUGCUCCACAAAUCUUUAUUGCUGCUCUUGCCUUCUGUUACUUCUCUAAAUCCCUGACGGGAUCCUACACCAAAAGCACCAUCACUCAGAUUGAGAGGCGGUUUGAGAUCUCGAGUUCCACCGUUGGCAUCAUUGACGGCAGCUUUGAAAUGGGUAAUAUGCUGGUCAUUACCCUGGUAAGCUAUGUUGGUGCUAAGUUUCACAGACCGAAGAUCAUUGGAGCAGGGGUUCUGCUGAUGGGUAUAGGAACACUGUUAAUGGCUUCACCUCAUUUCAUUAUGGACCGGUACAAGUAUGAUACAGCUGCCACCCACACUAAUGAUGCUGGUAAUUUCACUGUGAUCUCUACAUGCUCAUCCGACUCUCAGGAAACUCUUCAACAGCCUUUCUCUGGAUGCCAAACAGAGGAAGCUGAAAGCUCACCCUUGUGGGUGAUCGUGCUUUUGGGAAACACUCUGCGUGGGAUUGGGGAAGCCAGCAUUGUCCCUCUGGGAAUGUCAUUCAUAGAUGAUUAUGCACGGCCAGAAAACUCUGCUUUUUACAUUGGUUGUCUAAACACAAUUGGAGUGAUUGGGCCAAUUUUUGGGUUUUCACUUGGAUCUCUAUGUGCUAAUCUUUAUGUGGAUAUUGGCAUAGUGAAUCAAGGAAGCGUGACAAUCACACCACAUGAUUCUCGUUGGGUUGGGGCUUGGUGGUUGGGUUAUGUGGUGUCUGGCCUAUUGACUCUUCUUGCUGCUUUUCCUUUUGGGUUCCUGCCAAGAGCUCUGCCUGAAAAUUCCCAAAUCUCUGAGCUAGGCCACCCCUCAAAACAGCACAAAAAUCGACCCAGUUUAAGGGCGAUAGCCAAUGAUUUUGCACCAUCUUUUAAGCGUCUGCUUGCCAAUAAGAUCUACAUUCUGUACCUUGCUUACAGUAUAGUGGCAUUCAAUGACUUUGCCAUAGGCAUAACAUACACGCCAAAAUAUCUGGAACAGCAGUUUGGACAAAGUGCAUCCAAAACCAACUUUCUCAUAGGAGUGACAUCGAUUCCAACAUUUGCUCUGGGUAUUUUCCUGAGUGGGUUGAUGAUGAAGAGAUUUAAAUGGGACCUGCUGGCAUCUGCAAGAGUGAACUUGUACACUGGUGUCAUUACAUUGUUUUUGACCAUAAUUUUCCUCGCUCUCACCUGUAAGAAUCUAGAUGUCGCUGGGGUUACUUUGCCUUAUCAAAGAUCUACAGAAGUUCAGGAUAUUAUAAGUGAUUUACUUCCUUCUUGCAAUGCUGACUGUGGAUGUCCAGACCUCCAGUGGGAUCCAGUAUGUGGAGAGAAUGGAGUGACCUACAUCUCACCUUGCCAUGCAGGCUGCAAUUCCACCCAGGGUGCAGGACGGAAUAUGACAUUCCAUGACUGCGGCUGUAUUCAGAGCUGGGGACUGAGCAUUGGCAACUCCUCUGCAGUUCUUGGACAGUGUUCACGAGAUCCGAACUGCAACAGAAUGUUCUACAUUUAUCUGGGAUUGCAAUCUUUGGCCUUCUUUGUGUACAGUCUUGGCACUGUUCCCUUUCUCACCAUGUCUAUGAGGAUCGUGGAUCCUGAGCUGAAGUCUCUCUCUGUGGGAAUGUUACUGUUAGCUGUAAAAGUUUUGGGAGGUAUUCCUGCUCCCAUUUACUUUGGUGGUCUUAUUGACUCUACCUGUCUAAAAUGGGCGCUGAAGAAAUCCUGUGGAAGAGGUGCCUGCAGAAUUUAUGACAUUGAGACGUUCAGGUUCCUCUUUCAGGGGCUAACCAUGUGUCUUCGAGUAUUAGCCUGUUCCCUGCUCUGGAUAGCCACCAUAGAAAUAAAGAGAAAAAUUCAGAACAGUAAACAAAUGUCCAAAGACAUACAAUUGCAACAGCCUAUGCUGUAAAAUCCAAACCACCAGGAGAUUAAAAAAUGUUCUGUGGUGUUUAAUUUUUUAAACUGCAGGUGUUAUAUGUCAGGCAAUCGCUGGAUCCAUCAGAUUCACCUGACACCACUAGCACUCCUGUGUCCAGUCCUAAGUGUGUCUUGACAUUAUGUAUGUGUGUUUUGUUAUUAUAUGCAUUAUCAUCAGUGUUAAUUGUAUUUGUAUAAACAAAGUUCUGAUUAAAACUUGACUGAUCAAA